Messenger RNA from Diospyros lotus (date-plum), 975 nucleotides. RefSeq lists its product as uncharacterized. Gene Ontology annotation, molecular function: DNA binding. Gene Ontology annotation, cellular component: nucleus. The record is from RefSeq and is a predicted model, not a curated record. Lineage: Eukaryota; Viridiplantae; Streptophyta; Magnoliopsida; Ericales; Ebenaceae. Gene Ontology annotation, biological process: DNA replication; DNA repair; DNA recombination. The transcript is spliced from 5 exons. The coding region runs from base 1 to 975 and encodes 324 amino acids.
AUGCAACAACAUCUGCAAGGUGACCGAAAUGAGGCGUUGAUUGUCAUCGUGCAGUUUUGCAAGACCAAAUAUUUUAAAGGAACAGUUGGAAUCUCAAAUACGUUUAACACAAGAAAACUUUAUGUUAACGCCAAUAUUCCAGAGAUCGUGGAAUUCAAAAACAGCCUAUCUUUGGGCCAAGAACAUUCGAUGCAAAUUAGUCAAAUUUCAGCAUCGUCCAAGCCAACUAUCACAGAGGAAAUUGAAACUGAAAUGUUCAAGGUUAGAACUCUACAGCAAAUUGUUGGGAGUGAUCAGGCAGAAUAUGUUUGGGUGCCGUGUGUGAUCUCUGCAAUAAUUUCAGAAAGGGGAUGGUAUUUCAUGAGUUGCAAGAAGUGUGUUCGAAAGGUUAAGGAGGAAGACGGAAAGUGUUAUUGUAUUCACUGUAAGGAGUACUGCAAUGGGGAAAUUCAUUACAAGCUUAAUAUUAACGUUGUGGAUGGAACAGAGUGUGUUACGUUACUUCUUUGGGACACCCAAUCCCGUGAGUUGAUUGGAAAAACAGCUCGAGAGUUAAAAGACAAAAUUGCCAAGGACACGAUUGGAAAUGAUACUGACCCAAAAAUGAUUCCCACGGAGAUCGAGUGCAUUGUUGGUCAAGAAUACUUUUUCAAAAUAAAUGUGAACCAAAAAAAUGUUGACAAGCAAGAUACAGUUUAUACAGUGGUGAGUGUUUCAAAGGAUGCUGACUUAAUCAAAAGAUUUAAAUCGACUGAUCAUAUCAUCGACAUAAGCGAUGAUAGUGAGAAUGGAAACAUAGAAACAAAUACAACUGAACAGGAUUCUAUUUCGGAUAAUGAAGUAACGUCUCCUAACAAAACACCAAGGAAGGCUACAAAGGACACUACUGGUAAAACACAAGUCAAUGAAAGUGAUUGCGGUUCAACGGCGCUAUCUUCUACGAAAUUGAAGAAAGUUAAAGUUGAAAAGAAUUGA